CGCGACGCCGGCGACUCUCGGGUGUCGAGUCCAAGUCGAGGGUGACCGAGAGCCGAGGGAUCGAGAGGAUCGGAGGGUGGAUCGAGGGUGGAACGCGUCGAUCGGGUCCGCGUGUGGCAGAUCAUCGGCCACCGGCUCGGUCCGCCGACCGGGAACGGAGACGUCGUCCAGGAGAAAGAGAGAAGAUAACGGAAUGGCAGUGUUACUUGUAAUCAGUUUGUGCCUCGGCAUGGUAACCGGCCACUUUCGUGGACCACAUCAUCCUAAAAGCAGCGUGUCCCAUCAUCAUUACAAACCGCAAAAUGAUAUCAAGUUAACGCAGGACACCGAACUCCUUCAUGAUACCACGCACUUGAAGGAAGACAUGGGUCCCGUAGCCGACGAACUCGACUUUUCAAAGAUGACCAAACAGGAAAUCGAGUUCCACUACUUUCAGAGUCACGACAUCGAUAACAAUACAAAGUUGGACGGACUGGAGCUUCUUCACGCUAUUCAACACACUUUCCACGAGCACGCGAACGACGAGGAGGACACGAUACAGUCGGAGGACUUGCCCUGGAUUGUAGAGCUCAUCGAUAAAGUGCUAGAGGAGGACGACUUGAACAAGGACGGAUAUCUGGAGUACGUCGAGUACGUGUUGGGAAGGCAGCGGGAUCACGCGGUGCAGAAGAAUCGCGACAAGCUCAGAAUCGGAACGUGAGACUUCCUUGCAUUCUCCGGUCCGGCAUGAACGUACGAAUCCGAACGAAUUACACAGGCAGAAGACGAAGGAAACGGAGAUGCGGAAUUGUAAGAAAUAAUGCUAAUCAUACGUUCCAUCGUCAAUAUCAUGUCUAAUUAUUAUACACUUACUGUACAAUUAUAUAAUAUUGUAUUAGGG
Molecule: messenger RNA, 880 nt
Organism: Ooceraea biroi (clonal raider ant)
Lineage: Eukaryota; Metazoa; Arthropoda; Insecta; Hymenoptera; Formicidae
Product: multiple coagulation factor deficiency protein 2 homolog
Source: RefSeq, a predicted model, not a curated record